Messenger RNA from Cynocephalus volans (Philippine flying lemur), 933 nucleotides. Its product is annotated as olfactory receptor 8B8-like. Gene Ontology annotation, cellular component: membrane. NCBI's taxonomy places the organism in Eukaryota, Metazoa, Chordata, Mammalia, Dermoptera, Cynocephalidae. Gene Ontology annotation, biological process: G protein-coupled receptor signaling pathway; sensory perception of smell. The record is from RefSeq and is a predicted model, not a curated record. Gene Ontology annotation, molecular function: G protein-coupled receptor activity; olfactory receptor activity; odorant binding.
AUGGCUGCAGAGAACUCCUCCUCGGUGACAGAGUUUAUCCUCACAGGCUUGACCGACCAGCCGGGACUCCAGGUGCCCCUCUUCUUCCUGUUUCUAGGUUUCUACACGGUCACCGUGGUGGGGAACCUGGGCUUGAUAACCCUGAUCGGGCUCAACUCUCACCUGCACGUUCCCAUGUACUUUUUCCUCUUCAACUUGUCCUUCGUAGAUUUCUGCUAUUCCACCGUUAUCACCCCCAAGAUGCUGAUGAGUUUCGUUUCAGAGAAGAACAUCGUCUCCUAUGCCGGGUGUAUGACUCAGCUCUUCUUCUUUCUUUUCUUUGUGGUCUCUGAGUCCUUCAUCCUGUCAGCCAUGGCAUAUGACCGCUAUGUCGCCAUCUGUAACCCACUGGUGUACACGGUCACCAUGUCUCCCCAGGUGUGUUUGCUCCUUUUGUUGGGUGUCUAUGGGAUGGGGUUUGCUGGGGCCAUGGCCCACACAGCAUGCAUGGUGAGACUGACCUUCUGUGCCGAUAACCUUGUCAACCACUACAUGUGUGACAUCCUUCCCCUUCUGGAGCGCUCUUGCACGAGCACCUAUGUGAACGAGCUGGUCGUUUUUGUUGUGGUGGGCAUUGACAUUGGUGUGCCCACAGUCACCAUCUUCAUUUCUUACGCCCUCAUCCUCUCCAGCGUCCUCCGCAUUCGUUCCACCGAGGGCAGGUCCAAAGCUUUCAGCACCUGCAGCUCCCACAUCAUCGCGGUUUCUCUUUUCUUUGGGUCAGGGGCAUUCGUGUAUCUCAAACCAUCUUCCUUUGCCAAUAAACCAGGGGAAGUGUCCUCCUUGUUUUAUACCAUUGUGGUGCCCAUGCUCAACCCAUUGAUCUACAGCCUGAGGAACAAGGAUGUCAAAGUUGCUCUGAGGAAAACCUUGAGCAGACGUUUGUUCUCCUGA